Cladophialophora carrionii CBS 160.54 is the source of this 1794-nucleotide messenger RNA. RefSeq lists its product as uncharacterized. NCBI's taxonomy places the organism in Eukaryota, Fungi, Ascomycota, Eurotiomycetes, Chaetothyriales, Herpotrichiellaceae. The coding region runs from base 1 to 1794 and encodes 597 amino acids. The transcript has a single exon. The record is from RefSeq and is a predicted model, not a curated record.
AUGGAGCUCAACAGCAACAACGACACCAAGAGAUCUUACUCAGCAGUGACGAAUACUCCUUCUUCCGAACCACCGAGAAAGCGACAGCGUAUUUCAAGUCCUUCGGCCCAGCCUACACGUGUUCAGCCCGCUCGUAGGGCCAGACUUCAGCAGAGCGAGAGAGAAGCAGCACGGCAGCGCGCAAUCCGUCUCCUCCUCCGCUACCAAGCUCUUCCCCAAGAGGUAUCACCAAAGCCACAGCGAGAGACGCCCUCCACCAGACCCAGCAUUAUACUCCACCACAUCGUUCAUCCUCAAUGGAAGCACCUACCGUUCGAGAAGCCGGGACAGAUCUCACUGAAAAUCGCCAUCAAUGCGCACGAGAACGAGUCUGAUAUCGUCUCCUAUGCCCCCCAAUCAGCCAAUGGGAGCCACCUCCCUCCAUGGAUAUGCGACACCGUUGUAUGUCUCCAGCUCCCGCACAGAGCCGCAGUCGUCACACGAACAGAGGUAGAUGACCUGAAGACACACCUGAUGCUUUUUGGUACAGACAUGGAAGACGCCCUGAAGCACAAGGAAAGAUAUCAAUCGCUGGAUUUCCUAGGAGAAGAGUCGUCAACGGUAGACUGGUACUUUGCGCUCACCAAGACACGGGGACGAAACUCGGAGCCCACGCUUUUGAUCAGAAACCCUUUCGACAAAUCGCAGCAUGAGUUCUCUAUCCCGACGGUCAUGGACCUGGAAGCACAACGGGUGAGAAUUCUUCUAGAGAUGAUCAAGGACGACUUCAAGAGGAAAUCCAGCCUGUCGCUGGCGGAGGUGCAAGACAUAUUCUUCAAGAGAACCAAGAUCCUGAUCGUCUCGUGCUGUCCCACUGGCAAUUCACGCACGGACAAGGCCACUCGAGACUUUGAGGAGAACUUGCAUGGCAAAUGGAUCGAACAGAUCCAGUUCCCUAAGCAGAAGGUGCGUUUUUUGAACCGAGCUGAAGCCUGCGCACGCUAUCACGGGUCAACCCACUUGCGAGCACAGCUGGCCUGGGCGUGCAAGACCGACAAGCCGGUGCAGACCUUCGCCACAAACUUCCAUCGCACGGCCAUUGUCGUCUUGGAUGUCGACGCCUGCUUUACCGGCGUGUGCACCACGUUGGUCCAGGCGCAGGACGGUCGCUGCUCGGUCAAGGCCAGCAACAAGUCGGUCAACAGCGUUCAAGGCCGGAUCGGGCUGAAGAAGGCCGUGAGAGACAUGCUGGGACGGACACACGGGCAGGCGAUCAGCGCGGCGGCGUUCGAGUCCAACCAGGCGUACGACGAGGUACUUCGGGGCCUGGUCGAUGACUUUGGGAUGGCUCUUGACUUCUUCGAGCUCAACCGCAGCGAGAUGGCACUCUUGUUCCGCGAGGGCAUCUCUCACACCAGAUCGCAUGGCCACAACACCGCCGCUGCGCGCAAGAUCGUGCUGUCGAGAGGCAGCGUGGAAGCCGUGGUGAGGGAAUGGCUGGCACCCAUCGUCGGCCUUGCCAGGGAGCACCUUCUGGGCCUGGAGCGCGCACUGGCUGCCUCCAAACGUCAAGACACCAGGCUGCAGGUCCUCAUGACGGGAUUCUGGACGCAAUCGCCCUGCAUCGUGAAGGUCUUUGCGGCUGCCCUUCGCAGUGAAGGCCUGCCUCAUACGACCUCAAUCAUGGUGGACACAACCAUGGACAACUCGACAUCUGCCACGUUGGGGGCCUUGUGGUCGAUGACCGCCGACCACGACGGUUGCUGGGAGGAGGAGGUCACAAAGCCAGUGUCGUUGCAGGCCACGACCGGUUGA